CUCCCCGGGCUCGUGGCGGAAGAUGAUCGAAGUGAAUCUCCUAGUUAUUCUCCGCAAGAGUUCGCUUUUUUGAUGGACUCUCCGUCGGGGAAGUCUACUGGCGCUAUUGAUGAUGCUGUACUUUCAAUUGUAAGUGUACUUAGGGAGAAUGGCGGUUUGGGGGAGGAAGCUCAGAAACUUCUUAGGCAGUUUAGGGAGAAGCUGAAUCCGGAUUUGAUUGUUCGGGUUCUGAGAGAGGUCCGGGAUGCUGAAUUGGGCGUGAAGUUUUACAUGUGGGCUGGUAGGCAAAUUGGGUAUAAUCAUAAUGCAGCUGUUUUCGAUGCUUUAAUUGAUGUUGUAGUCACCAGGGAAGCUGGUAGUUCCGAGAACGAGAAAGUUCCGGAGAGAAUUCUCCAUGUUCUUAUGGAUGAUGAUAAGGAAGUUCUGGGUAAAUUGCUGAAUUUCAUGGUCCUAAAGUGCUGCCGAAGUGGGUUGUGGAAUUUGGCGCUAGAAGAGCUAGAGAGGCUCAAGAAUUUAGGGUACAAGCCCUCUAGAGUCACCUACAAUGCCUUAGUUCAGGUUUUUCUGCAAGCGGGUAGGUUGGAGACUGCUUCUUUGAUUUACAAGGAAAUGUCAGGGUUAGGGUUUAAGAUGGAUAUGCACACACUGAAUUGCUUUACGCGCUCAUUGUGCAAGGGAGGUAAAUGGAGAGAAGCUCUCGAUUUGAUGGAGAAGGAAGGGUUUGUUGCGGAUACUGUGAUAUACACCUCGAUGAUUUCUGGGCUGUGUGAAGGUUCUUUUUUUGUAGAGGCUAUGGAUAUUUUGAACUUGAUGCGCUCUAGUUCGUGCAUCCCCAAUAGAGUAACUUAUGAGACCUUACUUUGCUCCUGUUUGAACCAAAGAAAACUGGGCUGGUGUAAGAGAAUUCUUAACAUGAUGAUUGUGGAAGGUUGCUAUCCAGGCCAAAAGAUAUUCAAUUCUCUUGUUCAUGCUUAUUGCAGAUCAAUGGAUUAUUCGUAUGCCUAUAAAUUACUCAAGAAAAUGGAGCGAUGUGGCUGCCAACCUGGUUAUGUCGCCUACAACAUACUGAUUGGAGGUAUGUGCGGCAAUGAUGACUUACCGAGCAAGGAAAUAAUGCAACUGGCUGAAAAAAUCUAUGGGGAAAUGAUUGAUGCAGGGGUUGUUUUGAAUAAAGUCAAUGUCAGCAAUUUCGUCCGCUGUCUUUGUGCUUUCCAAAAGUUUGAGAAAGCUUUUCGUGUAAUUCAAGAAAUGAUGAAAAAGGGUUUUGUUCCCGACGUUAGCACAUACUCUAAAGUUAUAGGCUUCCUUGGUAAUGCCUCAAAAAUAGACAAGGCAUUCAUGUUGUUUCAAGAAAUGAAAAAUAAUGGGCUUGUUCCUGAUGUUUAUACAUAUACGAUGCUGAUUGACUGUUUCUGCAAAUCUGGAUUCAUUCAACAGGCUCGUAGUUGGCUUGAUGAGAUGAGAAGUGUUGGCUGUAUGCCCAAUGUAGUGACUUAUACAUCUCUUUUACAUGCAUACCUCAAACAAAAGAGGAUUUCUGAGGCAAAUGAGCUCUUUGAGCUAAUGCUGUCUGAAGGGUCCAUUCCUAAUGUUGUGACCUUUACUGCUUUGAUUGACGGCUUCUGCAAAGCAGCGAAUGUAGAGAAGGCCUGCCAGAUUUAUGAAAAAAUGAAGGGAAGUGUUAACACUUCUGAAGUAGACAUGUACUUCAAGACAACAGAUAUGGGUAAUAUAGAGAAGCCUAAUCUUGUUACCUAUGGGGCUUUAGUGGAUGGCCUGUGCAAAGCACAUAGGGUGAAGGAUGCUCGUGAUCUGUUGGAUUCGAUGACAGUGGAUGGGCAAGAGCCAAAUGUUAUUAUAUAUGAUGCUCUAAUUGAUGGGUUUUGCAAGGCAGGAGAGAUAAAGGAAGCACAUGAAGUGUUUUCCAGAAUGUUGGAGCAUGGGUAUGAUCCAAGUGUUUUCACGUACAAAAUGAUAGAUGGUCUAUGUAAGAUGGGAAAGACUGAUGAAGCUUACAAGCUUAUGUUGAUGAUGGAAGAGAAGGGUUGCAAGCCAAAUGUUGUGACUUAUACUGCAAUGAUAGACGGAUUUGGUAAAGCUUGUAAAGUGGAAAAGUGCCUUCAGCUAAUCCAGCAGAUGGUUUGUAAGGGUUGUGCACCAAAUUAUAUUACUUAUGUGGUCACGAUCAAACACUGUUGUUCUGCUGGGCUUCUGGAUGAGGCUGUCCAACUACUAGAGGAGAUGAAACAAACACACUGGCCAAGACAUAUGGACAGUUAUCAUAGGAUUAUUGAAGGCUUCAACAAAGAGUACUUGAUCAGUCUUGGCUUAUUGGAGGAAAUGAGUGCGAACAGUUGUGUCUCCUAUUUUCCUGUAUACAGGAUUUUGAUAGAUAGCUUUCUCAAAGCAGGAAGACUGGAAGUGGCUGCUGACCUACAUAAAGAGAUUUCAUCACCUUCACAUCAUGACAAGAAUGUUUAUGCUUCUUUAAUCCAGAAUCUUUGUGUUAAUAUGAAAGUUGAUAAAGCAUUUGAGUUAUAUGCCGACAUCAUAAAGAAAGGGGUAAUUCCGGAAUUGAGUGUCUUUGUUAACCUCAUCAAAGGGCUUACAUUGGCCAACCAAUGGGAGAAUGCACUUGAACUCUCUAAGAGUCUUUGUGACAUGGAUGGCUGGCUACCAGCUAACAAGAAAAUGGAUGGCAGCUAAUAUGAUAUAUGGCUUCAUCUAAGUUUGUUCCUUUGCCUACUCACAUGUUGCCACAAAGUUCAUUAAGGAUAUUCAAGCAACACAACGCUGGAACCUCUACUCCAAACACCAUUUGCCUGAACUCUGGGCCAUUGAGAUAGUCUUGCUGAGUUGACAUGUGUUGUAUUCCAGUUGCAGCGAGUGCCACAGAUAUAUAUGUCCAUGAACAAGAAUAUAAUAUCAGAUAUCAAAGGGCACCACUAUUCAUCUCCAAUGGCGGGUUCACCUUGAGGCCAAAAACGGACACUCCAUGGUACUGGAAGAAAAUGUGUAAAUAUAUGGACAAUAUCAGUUCAUCUAAUAUCAGAAGAGGGGUCUUGGAGAAAGCUCUAAUGAUCUGCUGGGAUUGUGAUCAAACCCUUAGUGGGGGUACCUCUAGUGCGGGCUAAACUCUGCCAACCCAAACAUCAUGUCCUGUUAUGGUUGUCGCCGAAGGAGAGGCUCUUUGUUAAAACAAGAGUUGCCAAAUAUUUAAAUACUGACAAGGACUGUUUUGUGCAAUAAAUGAGGGUAAUGAAGAACAGAUGUAGGCAAAAGUGGCCUUGUUUAAAGAAACUGGAUGGGAGAGGAUGGAAGAGGAAAAUGGCCUCAGAUUUCCAGGAAUGGCAAGUGAAAUGUGAUAGGGUGAACAGGGAGCAGCUGUGUGUUAUCAUGAAUCCCUCCACAACUAUGUCAGCCAUCAUCAAUGAACAUGUUGCCCAAUU
This is a messenger RNA of Cuscuta campestris, 3449 nucleotides long. The record is from the annotation of a GenBank genome assembly. Lineage: Eukaryota; Viridiplantae; Streptophyta; Magnoliopsida; Solanales; Convolvulaceae.